AUGAAGUUCGUAUCGGAAAUCUGGCAUCCAAAUAGUGAGUCUAUUUUCUUUAACAAGGAAGGGAAUGUUUGCAUUUCCCCCCCCCCCCCCCCCCCAUUUCCAUUCUUCACGAUCCAGGAGAUGAUAAGUGCAUGGGGUUAUGAGCGACCUGAAGAGCGUUGGCUUCCAGUACACACGGUUGAGACGAUACUGUUGUCGGUUAUCUCCAUGCUAGCUGAUCCCAAUUUCGAGUCACCCGCCAAUGUUGAUGCCGCGAAAAUGCAACGGGAGAACUACUCCGAGUUCAAGAAACGAGUGGCUGCAUGCGUUCGCAGAAGUCAGGAGGAGUGA
Molecule: messenger RNA, 330 nt
Organism: Ostertagia ostertagi
Lineage: Eukaryota; Metazoa; Nematoda; Chromadorea; Rhabditida; Trichostrongylidae
Source: the annotation of a GenBank genome assembly